GAAGAAUAGAAGCAUGCUUUCCACUGAGAUUUACACUAACAUUUGUGAUACAGAAUGUCUUUAAGUGAGAAGAAUAGUGUGGUUUUUGCUUAUGAGUCUUCAGUACACAGUACCAAUGUUCUACUCGGUCUCAAUGGUCAGAGAAAGCAAGAUAUUCUUUGUGAUGUUACUAUUUUAGUGGAAGAUCAACGAUUUCGGGCUCAUCGGGCUGUGCUUGCAGCUUGCAGCAGUUACUUCCUUUCAAGAAUUGGCCAGUUGGAUGCUGAUCUUAUCAUCACUUUACCAGAAGAGGUGACACUUAAAGGAUUUGGUCCUUUACUUGAAUUUGCAUAUACAGCUAAACUUAUUUUAAAUAAAGACAAUGUAUCUGAAGUCUGCAAGUGUGCAGAAUUUUUGGGAGUACAUAAUAUUGAAGAAUCUUGCUUUCAGUUUCUCAAAUUCAAAUUUUUGGACUGUAAAUCAGGCCAACCAGAAUGUCCCAGAAGGCAGUGUUGUUCAUCACGCUGUCAGAAAACAGAUGAUAAAAUUAACCAGGUGGAUGAAGGGGACCUAGGUGAUGGAGGAGAGGAAGAUGUUCAAACCCCUGACUCACAGCUCCACAAAGAUGAAGAAAAUGCAAAAGUAUCAUCUCCUGCUUUCCAGGACACCAGUCAAACAUGUGAUCCUGCUUGUUUAGAAAAGAGUAAUGUUUCUGACUUGCCUUCCCUAUGUCCAAAAUACAGGAAGUUCCAAAAAGCUUUUGGAAGUGACAGAGUUCAGACUACAGAGCUUAGUUCCAGUAUUACAGAAGUUCAGGUAAUGUCAGCUGCUUCCAUUCAUGAGAGCAAAUCAUUUGAUAAUAAUGCCACACAAAAAGCUCAGGAGUGUGAAAUUAUGCAGCUGGCUGCAAAAUAUGAAGAGGCUCAGGUAGAAAUGGAAGAGGAUGAGGAAGAGGCAGCAAAAGAGGAGGAAAUGAAGAGCGAUUUGGUGUCUCAGAGUGUCUCCUAUCCCGUGGAGAAAAUGGAUGCUGCUGCUUUUCCACAACAUUCUUCUGUUGCACCUCAUGGACUUCAUCCUGUGCCUUUUUUACAUGUAUAUGAGCAAUAUGAUGAUUUAAAUUUCAGUGGUAUACAAAAUAGCACAGUCAUAGCAGAAAAAGCUGUAGCGAGUACUGGAGUUAGGUAUGACAAACCAGUUGAAAACAAAAACAGUGAUUUGCUUUUGAAGUCUGACCUGUGCAGUACAGAAAGCAUGAACAUUCGAACAACCAGUGAUCGUAGCAGUGUGGAGAGAGAGGUUGCUGAACACCUAGCAAAAGGAUUUUGGAGCAAUGUGUACAGUACGGAAACUGCUUGUCAAAUGCAUUUGUCACCUGCAACAGCAAAAGAAUGCUCAGAAUCAAUAUAUUCGGGGAAAAAGACAGAGUGUCCAUGGCUUGGCAUCAGGAUCAGCGACAGCCCUGAACCUUCUCCUCAAAGAACUUUCACAACUUUGAAUUCUGUCAACUGCCCAUUUAUAAGCACCCUUAAUACUGAAGGAUGCUCAAACAGUUCAGAGAUAAGUAGUGGAGAUUAUAUUCAGGGACAGCAAGCGGAGCAAUGUCCAUUUACUUGUGUGAUAAGUUUGGGAGAAGAGUCUGAAACUGACACGGAGGGGGAAAGCGAGUCAUGUUCAGCAAAAGAACAGGAAUGCGAGGUAAAACUGCCAUUUAAUGCACAAAGGAUCAUUUCACUUUCUCGAAAUGACUUCCAGUCAUUUCUGAAAAUGCACAAAUUGACCCCUGAGCAGCUGGAUUGCAUCCAUGAUAUCCGAAGACGAAGCAAAAAUAGAAUUGCAGCGCAGAGAUGUCGUAAGAGAAAGCUUGACUGCAUCCAGAAUCUGGAAUCUGAAAUUGAAAAACUGCAAAAUGAGAAGGAAAAUUUGCUAAAGGAGAGAGAUCACAUUUUGUCAACCUUGGGCGAGACAAAGCAGAAUCUAACUGGACUUUGUCAGCAAGUGUGUAAGGAAGCAGCACUGAGUCACGAGCAAAUACAAAUACUUGCCAAGUAUUCCUCUACAGAUUGUCCGCUUUCAUUUUUAAUCCCUGAGAGAGAGAGAACAGCUCCUUCUGAUAGUGAGCCGGUGAUACCAUCAUGUAUAGAAUUGCCAGAUGGUCUUUCAAGUGUUGCGUCAGCCAGCGAACAGAGUUCUUGCUAUCAGCAUGUAAGAGGAAUAUGCAAUGCAGUUUAUAGUCAAGUGCAGGAACUAUGUCCAGUUGCUGUAAGAACAUCUGAGAAAACUUCACAUCCAGAACAGUGUGGACAGGGAAGUAGUGGUAUCACAGACUUCUGUCAGCAAAUGACUGACAAAUGCACUACAGAUGAGUAAAUCUGUUUUCUUCUUAUUGCCAACCUCUCAACUUUUGAGUGAGGGUUUCAGUAUUCUGAUAAAGUGAGUGGAAAAAGGAAACUUUAUAUUUUGCAAUUGCAUUAUCUAGUACCAUCUACAUUAUUUACAUGGUGCUUCAAAACCAUAUCUACAUAGAGGGACCUAAGAAAUUCAAGGUAAAUAAACCAAAGUUGUGAACUCAAAGCUCAGAGGUUGGUAUGUGAUUAAACCCCCUUUGUGAAGGUUUCAAUUCAGUGCUCUUAAAGUUCUGUAGUAGUUUAAUUCAGAACCAAUCUAAUGUAUUGGUUUUCAACACCUGCACUGAUGUCUGUGCUUUAAGUUCACAUCUUAUCUUUAUUUACCUUAACCUUCCUAGGUUCCUCCCUCUAGACCAGAGGUUUUCAACCUUUUUUUAAGGACUGUACCUCUUCUGAUGUGUACCCCUUCUGGACUGUACCCCCUGGAUGGGGGGGUGAGGGGGGGGGGUCCCUGGCAGCUGGCUGAUGCUUCCCAAGUACCCCCGCUUAUCUGUGCCACUGCUGCAUACCCCCUGGGACCUUCCCAAGUACCCCCAGGGGUACAUGUACCCAUAGUUGACAACCCCUGCUCUAGACAAACUAAGACAUGUGUCCUGCUCUUGUCUGUACAGGAGUGCAGCCUUUUAGUAUAAACAAUGGGAUAUCCUAUAGCUGGAUGAGGAUACCAGUAUCAUUAGUGUUCUGUGUUUUUCCCCAAUCCUAUGGCAUUUUACCCUGAUGUACUUGUUGAAAAGCUAUUUUUGUUGUAAAUUAACUUGCCAUCAGAUCAGUUUGUGGUUUUCUAAAUUUUAAUAGCUGGUCGUAAUGAGAGUCAAGGCCAUCACUUAAGAUAGUUGUUCUCAAUCUUUUUAGAUUCCAGGUACCUCUUCAUAACUUUUCUGAUUUUAGUGCCAUCGUAUUUGAGAACCACUGUCAUGCUGUCUCAGCUUACUUCACUGGUUCCCAACCAGGCUUGCUGUGGCAUCCCAGUGCACCAGCACUGCUGCUGCAGCCAGAUUAAAUUGACCCAUGUGCUGCUGUUUCCAGGAGACAGUGAAGCUGAAGUGGGUGCCUCUGCCUGCCUUGCGUUUCCUUGAUAAAUCUAAUGCAGGUAGGAGUUUCCCUUUCUGCUGUAGCUGCUUCCCAGUUCAUCUCUACACCAAGAAUGUGCAGCAGGUUCCCCUGGCUGUAGCAGUGGUGGUGCUGGUGCCAUAGCACCCCAGGUGAGAACCACUGGUCUAAGACUCUGUUAAGCUCUGAUCACAGUAAAACUGUAUUUGAAAAUAUUUUUUAAUCAUUGGGAUACUUUGUAUGGAUAAAUCUAAUUGUUGCAGUGUAUUUACAAUGGCUUGUAGUCUUAUAAUAAGCAUUUAAACGUGUAGUAAGGAAAUGAGCCAGUGGGAUUUUAUUCAAUGUGUAUCUUUUUUUUAAAGACAGUCCAGCCAUUAAAAUAAGACAAUUAGGGAGAAAGUAAUCCACACUUUAGGUCAGGGGUGGGCAAUUAUUUUGGGCGGAGUUUUGGCAAGCCAUCGAGGGCUGUGUGACAGGCAGCCAGGGGCAGAUAAAUAUUAACUUUCUAAAUUUUUUAGGGGCCCCAGAGAGGGGAUAAAAGGGCCUGGCGGGCCACAUCCAGCCCGUGAGCCGCAUUUUGCCCACCCCUGUUUUAGGUCAUUUUGUAUUAUAUAGAGGCAAUAUGUGUACAAAUGAUGCUUCGUUGCUUAGCCAUUCUUCUCAUCCCAGAAAUUAAGUACUGACCCUCACCAGAGAAAAUGUCAAACAUUCUUACUGGUUUACAAUAUAGAAGAAUCUUGUACAAGCCAAUGGAAUUCUUCAUUUCCUACCUCAAAAUGUACAUCAACUUUUAUAUCUUUGUGUGCACAUAGGACAGAUCAUCCUUUGCUCUGACUGCUACUGUAAAUAUUGGCUUUGCGUUUUUGUUUUGCUGUGAGACAAACUUGCCUCCAGAAUACUAAAACCUAACUUUUUUGGUAAGGCGUUUGGUUUAGGCUCUUUGUAUGUAGGUAACAUAGCAUUAAUGUAAUUAUAUUAUAAGAGUAUAUUGUGAACAUUUGGCCAAAUAUAAAAAGUUGACAAAUCUCAGCAGUACUUUUAAUAACCAGCAUGUAAUACAAGUAACAACACUACCUCAUCCAAAUGAUUUCAGACUAAUUCACUUCUACAGUGAUACCAUGACUUUCUUUUUCAGGGGGACGAAUUGUUAUUAACAUUGCAGAGCGUACAUAAAUAGCAAAACUUAAAAGAACUGAAAUUUAGGAAAGGAACUACUCCAUUACAACUUCACGUGGGUUCUACUGCUUGUAGGUAUCUUGUCCCUUCAGGUGCUUGAGGGGAAACUCUCUUUUUAAAUGACUAGCAUAUAUAGUUUGUGACUUUUACAAUGUUCUUAGCUCCAUGAGACUCAUGGUGUCCCUCUUUCUGCAACCAUAUAGACUUUUGUUAGUGUAAUUCCUCUUCUCCCUCUUGCCCUGCAGCCCCAGGACUAGCUGGUUUUGCCACCAGAUGUGUUUUAAAUCAAAAACUGUAUAGUGCUUACGUAACAACAUUUUCAAAAGUAGGUGAUAGUCAUGAAUGACAUAGUACAGUGGGUCAACAGUGUUUCUCCCAUGGCAGACCAGAAUGACCCAGUGCAAGUUUGAGGCAGACCAGUGCUAAGCCCUGGGUACUACUGCUUUUUUCCACUGUGUGAGUGAAACUCCCUACUGCCAAAGCUCCCAGCUCCAGACUGGAUCCAGUGGCUCUGCAGGCCAUAAUUUGUUGACAACUGCUUGUAGCUUCAUAGAAUCUAAAAACUGAAUUUCUGUAGCUAAAACGCCUUGGCUAAGGAGGGUAAGGGGUAUGCAGAGGGGGUGGCCAAGGUCUUAGACAUGUCCAGUGCCCCAUAUCACCAAUUUUCUGGGACAUGGGAAGGCUCAUGACCACUAUUUUAAGUCCAAAGGGUAGACAAGCAACUAAAACACAGUGCUUCACUGCUGCAACCUCUUUGCAGGUUGGCGUUUGUGAAUUCAAUCCCACGAACUCCACUGGAAAACCAGUAGCUCUGGCUUUGUGUGAGGUACAGUGAGAGUUGCCCUGUAUACUUAAACACUUGCUAAUAUCAACCUGUUUGUAGAGUUUGAGGUAGGUCUGUGUUUAACCAACUGUAUCUAAAUAAAUGUAGGCUAUAUACAAUAGACCUUCAGGUUGCAUGUGGAAUUUUAUGUAAGGCUAUCACCAGUUUGCAGAAUUUAAGAAUGGAUGGCAAUUUUAUGCAGGAUUCUCAGGUAAUUUUUUUUUUCAGCUAAGCAUUCAGUUUUGAACUUGUAAAAUACUUUGUUAAGGCAUGUUUUAAAAUACUUUAAAAUCUGUUGGGCAGAAUAUCUUAAAGCCAUAACAGUCAAAUGGCAUUCAGAUUGUAAAUUACAUAAUUACAACAAUUGAUUUUGUAUCUUUCAUAAUUCAGUAUUUUCUAAGAAUACAAUAAAAACCACUAUCCUUUCUAAAAAGGCUUUUCUUUUUUGUGUACGUCAUUUGCAAUAUGAAACUAUUGUUUAGUGACGUUGUAUUCCUUUUAUAUAGUACUACUAAAACUGAUCUCUGGAAACAAUAGCAAAAUUUAUUUAUAUAGCUUACAAACUCCUAAGAAUAAACACACCAACAAAUAUUACUGAGUUGGAAGAAAAUCCCCAAAUGAUUAUUUAAUAAUUAUUAUUCCCUGUUGUGUGUUUGAGAUUUUUUUGUUUAUGAACUUUCCUCUCUUUGGGGUUAAUUCUCUAGGCAUUUUGAACAUUAAUACUUUCUCUUUCAGAGAAACACAUUUCAGACCUUUUAGACAAGUUGACAUUCUGCUUUCGAUCCUUGUAUAGGAUCCAGAUACCCACUAACAAACUUGAAAAAUGGGACAUGAUUUUUUCAUUCACAAUAAAUACAUUUUGGAUGUUGAUACAGUCUUAGUUAAUGGUGUAUAAGAUAAUUAACAGUUUAGCUGACGCUUAUCUCCCUGUUAAUUUAGGAAGUAGUCAUUAAAAUAAACUUCCACUGGGUUGCACUUAAGUACUUUUUGCUUUGAAACAUGUAGAAUGAGCUUUAAUAGUGGAAUGCAGGAUGCCCAGAUCAGGGCAUGUCUUAUGCUUCUGGCCUCCUUGUUGCCUGAUGUCCCUGUCUGAAGAGCUCUAAACUCAUGCUUGCUUGCUUAAAUUUACUGCUAACCAAAAUAAUUUAUAAUUAGUGUUAGGGCCAGCUAUUCAGUGUCCUGAAAGUCAUUUGAAGAUGCAUUUUCAUGAGAUUUGAGGAUUUUCUUUGCACCCCACUUUGACCUGAAACUGCAUAUACCUACAUGUUGAUGCAUAACUCUGCUGACGCUCUCUUCCUUU
Messenger RNA from Alligator sinensis (Chinese alligator), 6733 nucleotides. RefSeq names its product BTB domain and CNC homolog 1 (gene BACH1). Gene Ontology annotation, biological process: regulation of transcription by RNA polymerase II. The coding region runs from base 55 to 2346 and encodes 763 amino acids. The record is from RefSeq and is a predicted model, not a curated record. NCBI's taxonomy places the organism in Eukaryota, Metazoa, Chordata, Crocodylia, Alligatoridae. The transcript has 4 exons. Gene Ontology annotation, molecular function: protein binding; RNA polymerase II cis-regulatory region sequence-specific DNA binding; DNA-binding transcription factor activity, RNA polymerase II-specific.